Molecule: messenger RNA, 273 nt
Organism: Clonostachys byssicola
Lineage: Eukaryota; Fungi; Ascomycota; Sordariomycetes; Hypocreales; Bionectriaceae
Source: the annotation of a GenBank genome assembly
AUGCAGAUGUACCUUUGCUCUAGAGACGAUCCCAUCAGUGCCUUGUUGCUCCGCGCCGAGUCCAUAGUCUGGUUUCCGAGAAUCCCGCGUGUCACCGAGAAUCAACAUCUCCCGACCGUUAACAACGUCGUCAUGGGCAAUCGGCACCCGCUUCCGGCCACCGAGCUAGACAACGACCUCCGCAGCAUUGGAGCUUGGUCGGACGGGUCCCCAACCACCGUCGAGCGGCCGAUGCCCCCUGAAGAGUACUUCUUCAACGAGACCCCCAUAUAA